AGUUGAAGAAAGCGAAGAGCUGAAGGGUUUGAAUGCAGAGGCAAAUGGAAUAAUUUUCAUCUUAACGCUUCAUUUCAUCCUUUCCCCUCCACCUGGUAUUACACCCCAUCAAGACCUGCAAAAGCAUCCGUGUGACAACCUCCACGCCAGCACCACAAUGGAAUUCCGCGAGUUAGAGAGGGCCCACACCGGCGCGCAGCCGGGUUUCUUUUCGAGUUUCAGCGAACUUCCGAAUCCUCCUAUGGCGACGAAGGGCCAGGAGUUCUUUAGUGUGCAACAGGGGAAAAGAGAAGGAGAACAAGUCUUUAUUCACGACCGCGAGCAGCCUCAGCCUCCUCCUCAACACUAUGUCCCAGGGAAACCCAGCCCCUUGCACUACGGAGUGCCCCUCUCGGAUGGCUACGACGCCGGUGUAUAUGCAGUGUCAACGGCUUUGUUUGGAGGGGCUGGGUCCUUCAAAACAAUUCCAAUUCAGUUUAAGUCUGUCUUCAGACGGAGACGCUCAGGCGACUGCCUUUCGGAAUGGUCCAAUGCAUUUGUUACACGAGUAGAUCCAUGUGAAUGCGUUCCCCCUGAAGAGACCUUCACUCCGUAUGAGGUCGCCAGAUUCAAAGAUCAACAAGGACGCACGCACACCACGUUGGACUUCAGUCCAUAG
Eimeria acervulina is the source of this 658-nucleotide messenger RNA. RefSeq lists its product as hypothetical. The annotation marks the transcript as partial. NCBI's taxonomy places the organism in Eukaryota, Apicomplexa, Conoidasida, Eucoccidiorida, Eimeriidae. The transcript is spliced from 2 exons. The record is from RefSeq and is a predicted model, not a curated record.